AGUAAAGGACUCAGAGAACCCGAAAGGAUGCCGAGGUCUUUCCUUGUAAAAAAGAAGCGUGGGCCCUGUGGAGCGUGGCAGUGGAAGGAACCGGAACAGCAUGAGUGGAAAGAAGAUGACACACUUGAAUGUGACAGCGUGAAGGAGCAGAGAUGCAGCAGCAGUCCCGACACUCAGCAUCCCAUCACUGUGCCUCAGUCAGCAGCCACUUUAGGACACGGGACAGCAGCAAGAAUGAGAGUGUCGUUACCAGGAGGAGCAGGAGGAGCAGGAGGAGCAGGGGCUGAUGCCAGGCUGAACUGGUCCACACUGAUGCUCCGGAGCUCCUUCUACCAUCACAGUGCACUGGCACCAGUCACCAGAGCCAAGCCACGUCCUCGUACCUCCCCAGGCUCGGGCGACUUUGUGUGCUCGGUGUGCCAUAAGAUAUUCCCUCUGCAGCGUAUGUUGACCCGGCACCUCAAGUGCCACAGCCUGCUGAAGAGGCACCCGUGUCGAUACUGUGGCAAAGGAUUCAACGACACCUUCGACCUCAAAAGGCACAUGCGAACACACACAGGUAUCCGUCCCUACAAGUGUGAGCUGUGCGAGAAAGCCUUCACCCAGCGUUGCUCUCUGGAGUCGCACAAGAGGAAGAUUCACGGCGUUCACCAACAGUACGCCUACCGCCAGAGACGCUCCAAGAUCUUUGUGUGCGAAGACUGCGGUUUCACCUCUGGCCGCCCUGAUGAAUAUUUCCUCCAUAUGAGACAGUGUCACCCCGGCAGCCCUGCCCUCCGCAGGUACUACCGCCGCCAGGCCCACGACAGCAGCAGCGGCGGCGGUGGCGGGGGUGGCUUUGCAUCAGCAGACUGUAAACUCAAUCCUUAUUUGCUGUACUCAAACCCUGCUUACUUUAUGUAAGUGUUUUUGUAUUACAGCUGUUCCACAUGCAGUUUAUCACCAAAGUCAUCAGUUUCCAACAGGCCACACAUGUAUGUGACCUAUGCCCUUUGUUUCAGUCUUAGAUUUGCUGUAUGUAUAGCCACUUUAUCAACGUGUUACACUUUCUUGUUAC
Messenger RNA from Solea solea (common sole), 1057 nucleotides. RefSeq lists its product as uncharacterized. NCBI's taxonomy places the organism in Eukaryota, Metazoa, Chordata, Actinopteri, Pleuronectiformes, Soleidae. The transcript is spliced from 4 exons. The record is from RefSeq and is a predicted model, not a curated record. Bases 28 to 903 code for a protein of 291 amino acids. Gene Ontology annotation, cellular component: nucleus. Gene Ontology annotation, biological process: regulation of transcription by RNA polymerase II; epidermal cell differentiation. Gene Ontology annotation, molecular function: DNA-binding transcription factor activity, RNA polymerase II-specific; RNA polymerase II cis-regulatory region sequence-specific DNA binding.